UGGGGACUGGUCUUCUCGAGAUUCUAAUAGGAGAACGAGAGUCUCCUAAGUAAUUGCAGGUUCCUCCAAUAUGAGCACAGGUUUUUCUCCAAAAGCUUCUCUCUUCAUACUGACUCAGUACCACUCGCUAGAAGUGAUGAAGUCUAGUUCCCGGUCCCAUUCAUCGAGGGCCACAAAGAUUUGCAAGUCGUUCAGGUUGUAUGUAAUUUGUUAGAAUUUAGCCCAAAUUCAGAUUAUGAGUGCUUCAUCCAGAAGUUAUUUAAUUCAUCAUCCCGCUCAUACCAGUUUCAACUGUUUGGAGCCCAUGAAAGCUAUUUUCUAACCAUUCCACAGGGCUUUGUAAGUUAACUAUUGGUUUAAUUAUGAUGCUGUCUCUGUUCCUCUGCCCACCAAGGUAAUUACAUGAUGGCAGGAGGUUUAGCCCUUCACCAGAUCCAAAAGUUCACAGCACCACCAAAUAACACCCCACAAGUCGCAGAAAAUAGACCAAGAGAGCAAGCUUCAUUUCCCCCCUCACCACACCAAGUCAAAACCAUAGAAGAAUUCAGGAAAGUCCAAGCCCAAUACAUUAAGCUUGGACUGGACCGAGUUCCCCGUCAUGCUGGAGAUCUCCUUUCUGCCUGUGCUCUCUCUGACUGGGGCAGCAUGGACUAUGCCCACUCGAUCUUCCUCACUCUUGAUGACCCAGGGACAUUCGACUUCAACACCAUGAUCAGAGCUCAUGUUAAGGACAAUGACCCAGAGGCAGCACUCCUUUUGUUCAAGGAGAUGCAAGAAAGAAGUGUCAGGCCUGACAACUUCACCUUCCCUUUUGCGCUCAAGGCUUGUGCUCAGCUCUCAGCCAUUGAAGAAGGGAUGCAAAUCCAUGGGCAUGUGACCAAGCUUGGAUUUGAAUGUGAUGUCUUUAUCCAGAAUAGCCUGAUCAACAUGUAUGGCAAGUGUGGGGAGAUCAAGCUCUGUUGCAGAGUGUUUGGGCAAAUGGGCUCUGAUAGGACUGUGGCUUCUUGGAGUGCUAUUCUUGCAGCUCACACCAGAAUGGGCUUAUGGAAUGAGUGCCUGAAGCUCUUUGCGAUGAUGAUGACAGAAGGUCUGAAGGCCGACGAGAGCUCCAUGGUCAGUGCUCUCUCCUCGUGCGCACAUUUGGGCACAUAUGAUCUUGGUAGAAGCAUCCAUUGUUCUUUGCUCAGAAAUAUUACUGGACUCAAUUUAAUAGUUCAAACUUCAUUGAUCGAUACGUACCUCAAAUGUGGGUCCCUGGAGAAGGGGAUGGCAAUCUUUGAUAGGAUGCCUGAGAAGAACAAAUGGACAUACAGUGCUGUGAUCUCGGGGCUGGCGAUGCAUGGGGAUGGUGAGAAGGCUCUGCAGGUCUUCUCGAACAUGCUCAAGGAAGGCAUAGAACCAGAUGAAGUCGUCUAUGUCGGAGUCCUGAGUGCUUGCAGCCAUGCUGGACUGCUUGAAGAUGGGCUUCAGUGCUUUGAUCGAAUGAAGCUUGAACAUCGGAUCGUGCCUAAUGUGCAGCAUUAUGGUUGCAUGGUGGACCUCAUGAGCCGUGCCGGCGAGCUGAACGAGGCCUAUGAGCUGAUCAGGAGCAUGCCAAUGGGGCCGACCGACGUGGCUUGGCGCUGCCUGCUGAAUGCCUGCAAAGUUCAUGGAAACCUCGAACUUGCAGAAUGUGCCAGUAAAAAUUUAAUGCAGCUAGAUGCUCAUAAUGCAGGAGAUCACAUAAUUUUAUCAAACAUGUACGCUAAAGCACAGAGAUGGGAUGAUGCAGCAAGGAUCAGAGUAGAAAUGGUGGAUAGGGGAGUGUUGCAGGUUCCAGGAUACAGCAGGGUGGAGGUGAAGGGUAGGAUGCAUACCUUUGUUUCACAUGACAAGUCACACCCCCAGAGUGAUGAAGUUUAUGAGAUGCUCUAUCAGAUGGAAUGGCAGCUUAGAUUUGAGGGCUACACCCCUGACACAUCCCAAGUGCACAGCCAGAAACUAGCAAUUGCCUUCGCCCUUGUAAAUACAAGCUACUGGACUCCGAUACGGAUAGUUACAAACCUGAGAAUGAGUAAAGAAUGCCAUACUUACACUGCACUGAUUGCAAAGAUAUUUGAGCGGGAGAUAAUCGUCAGGGAUCACAACAGGUUCCACUGCUUCAGGCAAGGGGCCUGCUCUUGCGGAGGUUACUGGUGACUGGUGAACAUCUCCAUUUCCAUCUGAAGCAAUUGCCUUACCAUCACAGAUCUUUCAAGCUGAAGCAAUUUCCUUAUCAAAUGUGAUUAAUGAAACAAAAAAAGGAAUUUCCAAGCAUCAAGACAUCAAAUCUACUCGUACAUUUAACAUUGUUUCUCAAAGCCUGCAAUUUGUUUA
Molecule: messenger RNA, 2355 nt
Organism: Elaeis guineensis (African oil palm)
Lineage: Eukaryota; Viridiplantae; Streptophyta; Magnoliopsida; Arecales; Arecaceae
Product: pentatricopeptide repeat-containing protein At1g31920
Biological process (GO): RNA modification
Molecular function (GO): zinc ion binding; protein binding; RNA binding
Source: RefSeq, a predicted model, not a curated record